Molecule: messenger RNA, 3857 nt
Organism: Ceratotherium simum simum (southern white rhinoceros)
Lineage: Eukaryota; Metazoa; Chordata; Mammalia; Perissodactyla; Rhinocerotidae
Source: RefSeq, a predicted model, not a curated record
AUGCGGCGCCGCCGCUACCUGCGGGACCGCGCCGAGGCGGCGGCGGGCGGCGGCGACGGGCUGCAGCGGUCCCGGGACUGGCUCUACGAGUCCUACUACUGCAUGAGCCAGCAGCACCCGCUCAUCGUCUUCCUGCUGCUCAUCGUCAUGGGCGCCUGCCUCGCCCUGCUCGCCGUCUUCUUCGCGCUCCGGCUGGAAGUUGAAGACCAUGUGGCGUUUUUAAUAACAGUUCCAACUGCCCUGGCAAUUUUCUUUGCGAUAUUCGUCCUCGUUUGCAUCGAGUCCGUCUUUAAGAAGCUGCUCCGCCUCUGCUCUUUGGUGAUAUGGAUAUGUCUCUUGGCCAUGGGGUACUUGUUCAUGUGUUUUGGAGGUACCGUCUCUGCCUGGGACCAGGUAUCAUUCUUCCUCUUCAUCAUCUUCGUGGUGUACACCAUGCUACCCUUCAACAUGCGAGAUGCCAUCAUUGCCAGUGUGCUCACCUCCUCCUCCCACACCAUCGUGCUGAGCGUCUGCCUGUCUUCGACACCUGGGGCCAAGGAGCACCUGGUCUGGCAGAUCCUGGCCAACGUGAUCAUUUUCAUCUGCGGGAACCUGGCGGGAGCGUACCAUAAGCACCUCAUGGAACUUGCGCUGCAGCAAACAUAUCAGGACACAUGCAAUUGCAUCAAGUCCCGGAUCAAGCUGGAAUUUGAAAAGCGUCAGCAGGAGCGGCUUCUGCUGUCCCUGCUGCCAGCUCACAUAGCCAUGGAGAUGAAAGCCGAGAUCAUCCAGAGGCUGCAGGGCCCCAAAGCCGGCCAGAUGGAAAACACCAACAACUUUCACAACCUGUAUGUCAAGCGGCACACCAACGUCAGCAUCCUAUACGCUGACAUUGUGGGGUUCACCCGGCUGGCCAGUGACUGCUCCCCAGGAGAACUGGUCCACAUGCUGAAUGAACUCUUUGGAAAGUUCGAUCAAAUUGCAAAGGAGAAUGAAUGCAUGAGAAUAAAGAUUUUAGGAGACUGCUACUACUGUGUGUCCGGGCUGCCUAUCUCUCUCCCUAACCAUGCCAAGAACUGUGUGAAAAUGGGCCUGGAUAUGUGUGAGGCCAUAAAGAAAGUAAGGGAUGCCACUGGAGUUGAUAUCAACAUGCGAGUUGGAGUGCAUUCUGGGAAUGUCCUCUGCGGUGUAAUUGGUCUGCAGAAGUGGCAGUAUGAUGUGUGGUCACAUGACGUUACCUUGGCCAACCACAUGGAAGCUGGAGGUGUCCCUGGACGUGUUCACAUUUCUUCGGUCACCCUGGAACACUUGAAUGGAGCCUAUAAAGUGGAGGAAGGAGAUGGUGACAUCAGGGACCCAUAUUUAAAACAGCACCUGGUGAAAACCUACUUUGUAAUCAACCCCAAGGGAGAACGACGGAGUCCCCAGCACCUCUUCAGACCUCGCCACACCCUCGAUGGAGCCAAGAUGAGGGCCUCCGUCCGCAUGACCCGGUACCUGGAGUCCUGGGGGGCGGCCAAGCCGUUUGCACACCUGCAUCACAGAGACAGCAUGACCACGGAGAAUGGCAAGAUCAGCACCACGGAUGUACCAAUGGGUCAGCAUAAUUUUCAAAAUCGCACCUUAAGAACCAAAUCACAGAAGAAAAGGUUUGAAGAGGAACUAAAUGAAAGGAUGAUUCAAGCCAUUGAUGGAAUUAACGCACAAAAGCAAUGGCUCAAGUCUGAAGAUAUUCAGAGAAUUUCAUUGCUUUUCUACAAUAAAAUACUAGAAAAAGAAUACCGAGCCACUGCACUGCCAGCGUUCAAGUACUACGUGACUUGCGCUUGUCUCAUAUUCUUCUGCAUCUUUAUUGUGCAGAUUCUGGUAUUACCCAAAACGUCCAUUCUCGGGAUUUCCUUUGGAGCUGCAUUUCUCUCGCUUGCCUUUAUCCUUUUCGUCUGCUUUGCUGGACAGCUUUUGCAAUGCAGCAAAAAGGCCUCUGCAUCUCUCCUGUGGCUUUUGAAGUCGUCGGGCAUCAUCGCGAACCGCCCCUGGCCACGGAUCUGCCUCACGGUCAUCACCACGGCCAUCAUACUGACCAUGGCCGUGUUCAACAUGUAUUUCUCAGAAGAGAUCCUAAGUGUUCAUGUCGUGUAUUCCCCGCUCCAGUACUUUAUCUACAGCUGCAUCCUGGGAUUGAUCUCCUGUUCGGUUUUCCUGCGGGUGAAUUAUGAGUUGAAAAUGUUGAUCAUGAUGGCCGCAUUGGUGGGCUACAACACCAUCCUCCUCCACACUCACGCCCGCGUCCUGGAUGACUACAGCCAGGUCUUAUUCGAGAGACCAGGCAUUUGGAAAGACCUAAAGACCAUGGGUUCAGUGUCUCUCUUUAUAUUCUUCAUCACACUGCUUGUUCUGGGUAGACAGAAUGAAUAUUACUGUAGGUUAGACUUCUUAUGGAAGAACAAGUUCAAAAAAGAACGGGAGGAGAUAGAAACCAUGGAGAACCUGAACCGCGUGCUGCUGGAGAACGUGCUUCCUGCGCACGUGGCUGAGCAUUUCCUGGCCAGGAGUCUCAAGAAUGAGGAGUUAUACCACCAGUCCUAUGACUGCGUCUGUGUCAUGUUUGCCUCCAUUCCGGAUUUCAAAGAAUUCUAUACAGAAUCCGAUGUGAACAAGGAGGGCCUGGAAUGCCUUCGGCUCCUGAACGAGAUCAUCGCCGACUUUGAUGAUCUGUUGUCCAAGCCAAAAUUCAGUGGAGUUGAGAAGAUCAAGACCAUUGGCAGCACAUACAUGGCCGCGACGGGUCUGAGCGCAGUGCCCAGCCAAGAGCAUGCCCAGGAGCCCGAGAGGCAGUACAUGCACAUAGGCACCAUGGUGGAGUUCGCCUUUGCCCUGGUGGCGAAACUGGACGCCAUCAACAAGCACUCUUUCAACGACUUCAAGUUACGAGUGGGUAUUAACCAUGGACCUGUAAUAGCUGGUGUAAUUGGAGCUCAGAAGCCACAAUAUGAUAUCUGGGGCAACACCGUAAAUGUGGCCAGUAGGAUGGACAGCACCGGAGUUCUGGACAAAAUACAGGUUACCGAGGAGACGAGCCUCAUUCUACAGACCCUGGGAUACACUUGCACAUGUCGAGGAAUAAUCAACGUGAAAGGAAAGGGGGAACUGAAGACAUACUUUGUAAACACAGAAAUGUCAAGGUCCCUUUCCCAGAGCAACUUGGCUUCCUGAAGAGUCGCCUUCAUUUUGGCAAGAAGACUAUGUUUUCAGGAAGGUACAAUGCACUAUCUGACUGCAACUAUUGUCCCUCAUUUUUGAUGUGCGUGCUCUGUUCUGUCCUCUGGAGCCCUUGCAGACUUGUUCCCAUGACCCGGUGGCAUACCGUUUGGUGUCUGAUGUGUGCCAAGAUCGCCUUGCCACUUGCACUGUGCUUACUCCUAAGCAAAAGGAAAAGGAGUGUGCGCCAUAGGAGAAAAGCAUUCAAAGAACUAACAAAGAUGAUAGAGGUGAAACAAACAAAAAUUCUUAAGGCAAUAAAACUAGGGGGUGUAUAUUAUCUUCCGGUGCAUGUUCUUUUCUGGAAAAUAUGGUAGCUCGCCAGCCGCAUCCGCUAGUCUGAUAUUAAAACACACAGUAUUUGUGAAUAAGUUGAUUCUGUCACCCCACAUGGAAUUUGACUGUGUUCAUUCACGUGUCCAUUGCCAGUGGCUAUCCACGGGCCCGGCUGGGAUCCGUGGCUGUCACCCUGCUCUGUUGUGUCUCCUGCCAGCAGCAGUAGCCAUCCAUCACCAGAAUUAGUUCUCACUACCUAGGAACAGUUUUGUACCAGACGCGUCUGAUGUUUUGAUGCCAUUGUCUUUUGUAAGGUUAAUUCAUUAAAAGUUUUAUGUACUUUG